This is a messenger RNA of Bathycoccus prasinos, 1113 nucleotides long. RefSeq lists its product with no specific name. The record is from RefSeq and is a predicted model, not a curated record. Lineage: Eukaryota; Viridiplantae; Chlorophyta; Mamiellophyceae; Mamiellales; Bathycoccaceae. Gene Ontology annotation, molecular function: RNA binding. Gene Ontology annotation, cellular component: precatalytic spliceosome. Gene Ontology annotation, biological process: mRNA splicing, via spliceosome. The transcript has a single exon. Bases 1 to 1113 code for a protein of 370 amino acids.
AUGGGUGCUCCUAACCAGAGAUACAGCAUCUCCGCUCAAUCCGCAGCAAACUGGUGCGCGCUGUGUAAAUGUUUUGUCCAAGCCUCUCAGAAACGAACGCACGAGCGUUCACAAAAGCAUAAAGACGCGAUGGACAGGAAGAUGAAGGACAUCGCGAACAAGACGGCGAAGAAAAAGUCGGACGACGACAGUUUGAAGAGACAGAUUCAAGACAUAGAGAAUCAGGCGAUGCAUGCCUUUGCGGAAAAGGAUAUUGGAGGCGCAAAUGCGAGCCGACCGAUGGGCAAUCACGAGCGAGCGCGAGUGCAAGGAGAAUAUCAAAGGAAAGCUUUAGAGGAAGAAAUUACAGUUGAAUUGAGAGCAAAAGAGGAGAUGGAGUUCAGAUUAAAACAAAAAUACGGAGACUGGGUUUGGGAUGAGCGCACGAAGUAUUACUGGCACGGGAUGAGUUCAACGUACUUUGAUCCAAAGAGUAGAAUGUUUUUCGAUAACAUAACCAAGAAAUGGUCGAAAAACUGUCCAGAAAACGCACCUUCUGCGCCAACACCUCCUGAACACCAUCUAGCGACUACUCAACCGGUUGGCGUUUCUCCGACCGCCGCAUCGGGUCAUACAAAACCAAUAAAUAGCAACGAUAAUAACAAUAACAAUAGCAACAAUAACAAUGCAUACAGCGAGGCGCAAAAAGCAGGAGCGGCUGCAAUUGCAGCGGCAGGAUUAUCGCAGAAAGUCGCUCCUGUGGGAGUAAUGUCGCAAGCCGCAAAAAAGUUAAAACCGACUUCGGUCGAGGAAGCGUUCGAACUAAAGAGGAAACAAAACAAAAUGCACAUCAACAUAACUACGAGCAAUUUCAAUUUAGGUUACGGAUCAAAUCAUCCUGCGUACGAAGCGGCAAAAGCAAAAACAAACGCCGGGCGAAAGAGGGCGUACGAAGCUGCUGGAGGUGCAACUUUUAAUGCGCGUUCCAAGGAUGCGAAAGAUACCGGAGCGGAAGUGAAGAAAAAGAAGAAAGCCACGGGUGUGAGUACAGAGGAGCAAAAAGCGUUGGAUGCUCGCGAGGCUGCUCGAGCGCGAUUGGAGGCGAGAUCGAAGAAAAAUUUUGGAUUGAUGUGA